Messenger RNA from Orycteropus afer afer, 966 nucleotides. The record is from RefSeq and is a predicted model, not a curated record. Lineage: Eukaryota; Metazoa; Chordata; Mammalia; Tubulidentata; Orycteropodidae.
AUGCACCCGACAGGCCUGGCGGCGCCGGCGUCUACAGAGACUGCCCGGCAGCGUAAGUGGCCCUCAAAGCGCAGGACCCCUGUGUCCCAGCCGGGUAUGGCUGACCCCCACCAGCUUUUCGAUGACACGAGUUCGGCCCAGAGUCGGGGCUACAGGGCCCCGCGGGCACCCAGUGGCCUGGGCUACCCUGCAGCCUCCACCUCACCCCAGGCGGCCUUCCUGGCCGAUCCUGUGUCCAACAUGGCCAUGGCCUAUGGGAGCAGCCUGGCCGCCCAGGGCAAGGAGCACGUGAGUGGGCUAGGGCUGGAGGGAAGGGGCAUCGACCGCUUCUUCCCCAUCAGCAAGCUCAAGUACUAUUUUGCGGUGGACACUGUGUAUGUGGGCAAAAAGCUGGGCCUGCUCGUCUUCCCCUACCUGCACCAGGACUGGGAGGUGCAGUACCAGCAGGACACACCUGUGGCCCCCCGCUUUGACAUCAAUGCUCCUGACCUCUACAUCCCAGCUAUGGCUUUCAUCACCUACAUCUUGGUGGCUGGCCUUGCACUAGGGACCCAGGAUAGGUUCUCUCCUGAUCUCCUGGGGCUGCAGGCGAGCUCAGCGUUGGCCUGGCUGACGCUGGAGGUGCUGGCCAUCCUGCUCAGCCUCUACCUGGUCACCAUCAACACCGACCUCACCACCAUCGACCUGGUUGCCUUCCUGGGCUACAAAUAUGUCGGGAUGAUCGGUGGGGUUCUCAUGGGCCUGCUCUUCGGGAAGACUGGCUACUACCUGGUGCUGGGCUGGUGCUGCGUGUCCAUCUUCGUGUUCAUGAUCCGGACACUGCGUCUGAAGAUCCUGGCUGAGGCAGCGGCAGAAGGGGUCCCUGUGCGCGGGGCGCGGAACCAGCUGCGCAUGUACCUGACCAUGGCGGUGGCCACGGCGCAGCCUCUGCUCAUGUACUGGCUCACUUUCCACCUGGUGCGGUGA